Molecule: messenger RNA, 3514 nt
Organism: Phalaenopsis equestris
Lineage: Eukaryota; Viridiplantae; Streptophyta; Magnoliopsida; Asparagales; Orchidaceae
Product: epidermal growth factor receptor substrate 15-like 1
Exons: 13
Coding region: 135-3245 (1036 amino acids)
Biological process (GO): endocytosis; endosomal transport
Cellular component (GO): plasma membrane; intracellular membrane-bounded organelle; cytoplasm
Molecular function (GO): calcium ion binding; protein binding
Source: RefSeq, a predicted model, not a curated record
AACCUUUGCCCCGAUCUCUCCCUGAUGCCGUAGGCGGGUAUUACAAAAUCUCGCGGGGAUUCCAUUGCCGGAUUGAUGGAUUAGAGGGGACUAGAAAUCGACAACGAACCCUGAUCUAGAAAAUUCGAUUAUUGAUGGCGGUGUCGCGGCCUCCAAACUUUGACGCAUUCGAGGCCUACUUCAAGAAGGCCGAUUUGGAUCAGGACGGGAGGAUUAGCGGUUCGGAAGCCGUUGCUUUCUUUAAGGGAUCUAAUUUGCCCCAGCCAGUCUUAGCUCAGAUAUGGAAGUUUUCUGAUCAGAGCAAUAAUGGUUUCCUUAGCCGCGCAGAAUUUUACAAUGCAUUAAAGCUAGUCACUGUGGCUCAAAGUGGCCGUGAACUAACACCUGAUAUUGUCAAGGCUGCGUUAUUUAGUCCUGCUGCUGCGAAAAUUCCUGCUCCGCAGAUCAGUUCUGUAUAUGUUCCUGCCACUGUGAUGAGUCCUCCAGUUAACCCGAGGCUCCCCUCAGGCACAACAUUGCCAGCGUCCCCCCAUAUAGGUGUUUCUUUUCCAACGGGAUCUCAAAAUUCUGGUGCAAGGGGAGUAUCACCUGGUUUUGCAGUGAAUCAGCUGUUGAUUCCUCCUUCAAACAGCCAUUUAACUAGGCCACCUCAAGGCACUCCAGCUGCUGUUUCUAAUCCAAUACUGGGUGUUAAUCAAGUACCUCCUGGAGCAACCAGUUUCUCCGGUCAGCCUCAAAUUUCAAACACAUCAAGCAUAUCGACCAAUUGGUUUGGCAUGAAUAGUGGUGUUUCUGCUGGGUUUAACUCACAAGUUCCUGUCCAAGGCAUCGUGUCUUCAACAAAACAGGAUGGUAUCUGGUCCAGUGUAGCAGAAACAACAUCCGGAUUGACCUCCAAGCCACUUGCACCAUCUUUAGUAGCGACCUCUUCAUCCACCAGUAUAUUGGGUGCUAAGGAUCCAAAAGCUUUGGUUUUAUCUGGAAAUGGUUUGUCUUCUGACUCCGCUUUUGGAGGGGAUGCAUUUUCUGCAACCCCUCAAGUAAAGCAAGAUGGUCUUUCAGCUGCCUUUUCUUCUGGUAGUGCACUUAGCUCAUCAGGAAUUUCUUCAGCAGCUACCUUGUUUCAAAAUUCAAAGGUUGGUGCACUUGAUUCUUCACAGAGCAAUUUAGUACGUCCCCUUGUUAAUAAUCAGCCUCCAGGGACACAAUCAACAUUGCAGAAAAAUCCCUUAGAUCCAAUUCAAAGCACUUUAACACCAGGUGCAUCUAAGUUGGCGACUGGAAUUCCAAAUUCUGCUACUCAGCCACAGCUUCCAUGGCCAAGAAUUAGUCAAACCGAUAUUCAAAAGUACACUAAGGUGUUUGUGGAGGUGGACAAGGACAGGGAUGGCAUAAUCACUGGUGAACAGGCACGUAAUUUGUUUCUCAGUUGGAAGCUUCCUAGAGAGGUGUUGAAACAGGUGUGGGACUUGGCUGAUCAAGAUAAUGAUAGCAUGCUCUCGUUCAGAGAAUUUUGCUUUGCUCUCUAUUUGAUGGAGCGUUAUCUUGAAGGGCGUUCUCUUCCAGCUUUAAUUCCUGAUGUGCUUAGAUUUGAUGAGGCUUUGCUACAAGCCACUGGUCGAUCUUCAGGUUCAUAUGGUGAGCCAAUUUGGCGGCCAAGUCCUGGCUUAUCUGGUCAAGUGGUUCCUGGGUCACGUCCUCCUGUGCCUGCUACUGUAAUGAGACCUCCUGUGCAAUCCACUGUUCCUUAUCAAGUAGAUGGUGCCAUCCAACGAUCACAACAACGGCUAAUGAGACCUUUUCCCGGUAAUGUUGUAAAUCAACAGAAUGAAGAGCAAGCCUUUGAAGAGACUACAUUUGCUCACAAAAAGUCUAUGGAGGAGAACAAGAUCUUGGAUUCCAGGGAGAAGGUCGAGUAUUAUCGUACUAAGAUGCAAGAACUAGUUCUUUAUAAAAGUAGAUGCGACAACAAGCUGAAUGAAAUCACUGAAAGAGCAUCUGGCGAUAAACGUGAGGUUGAGUCACUGGCCAAAAAAUAUGAAGAGAAAUACAAGCAAGUUGCAGAAGUCGCUUCAAAAUUAACUGUGGAAGAGGCUACAUUUCGUGACAUUCAGGGGAGGAAAACGGAGCUGCAAAAUGCAAUUGCUAAUAUGGAGAGGGGUGGAAGUUCUGAUGGACUGCUUCAGGUUCGUGCUGAUCGGAUUCAAUCUGACAUUGAAGAGCUAGUGAAGGCUUUGCAUCAACGCUGCAAACAUCACGGAUUAGACAUUAAGUCAAAAGCAACUAUUGAACUUCCCUUUGGUUGGCAACCCGGCAUACAAGAAGGUGCAAUUGAUUGGGAUGAAGACUGGGACAAAUUUGAGGAUGAAGGGUUUUUAGUUGCAAAGGAUCUUUCUGUAGAGGUGGAGAAAGAUGUCGUACCUUCAAAAUCUUUAAGUCCAUCAGUUUGGAGCAAUAAAAUCUCCACAGAUGGGAUCUCUCCUGUUGCACAAAUUGACCAUCUCUACAACACAGAUGAGCAGCUUUCUAGUCCUGAUGGGCGGAUAGCUGAGAGUGAAUCAGUCUUUGCUCCAAGUGAAUGUGGAUCAGUAAGAAGUCCUCUUGGUAGUCCGGGCAGAAGUGCAUUUGACGCUCCAUCUCAUGAAUUUCAUGGUACUCAUUAUGAUAUGCAUGAUAUUUCGCCUCGUGAUAAAGAUAAUCACAGUCAUGAAGAUGCUGAAUCUGCAUUUUCUGGCGAUAAGUUUACCGAUGAACCAUCCUGGGGUACAGCUUUUGAUACAAAUUAUGAUGUUGAUUCAGUAUGGGGUUUCAGUCCAAAGGACUCUGGUCAUGAGAGAACCAAUAAGAAUUCUUUCUUUGGUUCAGAAGAUUUUGGAACAAAUCACAUCAGGGUAGACUCUCCAAGUGCUAGCAGUGUGUUUGGGCAGGAUAAAAAGAGCCCCUUCUUUGAUUCCGUUCCAAGUACCCCUCACUUUACAUCUAAUUCAUCUCCAAGGUUCAGUGAAGGACACGACGACCGUACUUUCGACGAUUUUAGCCGGUUCGAUUCUUUCAGCAUGCACGACAGCAGGUUUUCGCCGAAACGUGAAAGUCAUGCGAGAUUCGAUUCCAUAAGCAGCAUCAAUGAUUUUGAUCGGAGCCGAGGUUUCUCGUUCGAUGACUCGGAUCCCUUUGGCAUCGGCCCUUUCAGGUCCUCAGAAAACCAUUCCCCAAAAAAAAAUUCUGAUAAUUGGAGAUCCUUCUAAGGUGAGUUGUUUGAAGAGAUGCUUUCUUUUUAUAUUUUAUAUUCUGCCUUUAUACAGGUUAGUUAAAUCCUUCAAACAAAGCUUGAUUUGUUCUGUAAAAUAUGAAACUCGAGUUGGGUGUCAUUUAGGUAACUCGUUUUUAUUCAGUUGUUCUAUUCUUUUGCUAUUAUUUAAUAGUUUUAUUCGUGUAUAAUCUUUUUAUUUGCUAUUAGAGGAUUGGCAGGACAAGGUUUUGGAUUAUUAUUAUGAUUCUUAUUAUUUUGAUAUAA